AUGGAUUCAAAUUUGGCACCAUUGAGUUCUACUCUUGGAUCUCUACCAGAUUCCUCUAAUGAUUGCUUGUUGAGCCAAAUUAUAUGUGGAUCUCCCAUUGGAUAUAAUCCUCCUUUUGAUCAAGAAAAGAAUUAUAAUGAAGACAAUAAUGUUCGAGCACAAUUAAUAAAUAACAAUAACAUCCCAAUUAUGUCCUCAUUACCACAAGAAAAUUAUGGUAUUCAUCACGAUAAUAGGGAAAAAUCAAUUUUUGAUAUUGUUGAUGCUGCUAUGAAAGAAAUGCUUGUACUUUUGGAUGUGAAUGAUCCAGUCUGGGUAAAAUCAUCAGGUAACGAGAGGUGUUGUAUACAUCGUGAGAGUUAUGAUAGAAAAUUUCCAAAUUCAUAUCGGCCUUAUAAAUCAUCCACUACUCGAAUUGAAUCAUCAAAGCAUUUUGGAGUUGUGCCAAUGACUGCAAUUGAGUUGAUCCCAAUUUUUCUUGACCCGAUUAAAUGGAUGAACAUGUUCCCCACUAUAGUUAGAAAAGCUAGGAAUAUUGAUGUUAUUAAUCCUGGGAAUAUUGAAGGCUCUAUACAAUUGAUGUAUGAACAAUUGCAUAUUUUAUCUCCUUCAGUGGAAGCUAGAGAAUUUUUCAUCAUACGCUGUUGUAGAAAACUUGAUCAAACAACAUGGAUAAUGUUGGAUGUUUCAUAUGAUUUAUUCAAAGAGAUUCAAACUCAUGUACCUUCUUAUGCUUGGAAGUUUCCUUCUGGUUGUGCAAUCCAAGAUAUGGGCAAUGGAGGAAGUAUGGUUACGUGGAUUGAACAUGUUCAAGUAGAUGAAAAAAAACACUUUAAUGGUAUCUUUAAAGACAUGUUGUGUGGUCAUCAAACAUAUGGAGCUGAAAGAUGGAUUGUUACACUUCAAAGGAUGUCUGAGAGAUAUAAUUUUGCAAUGGGUGCAACAUGUCCUACUAAGCAUGAUCUCAAAGGAGUGGUUUAUGAUAUUCCAAAAGAGGUGAAAAAUUUGAUGAAUCUGUCUCAAAGGAUGGUGAAGAGUUUUUGUGAAAUCCUAAACAUGACAGAUAAAUUAGAUUUUCCAACUUCAUCACAAUUGAAUAGUGGAGAUAGGGUUUCUAUAAGAAAAAAUAUAGAAAUUACCCAACCACAAGGCUUCAUUGCCAGUGCUGCUACUUCUCUAUGGCUUCCCCUUUCAUUUGAAACUAUUUUUAAUUUCCUCAAAGAUGACAAUACAAGAUGUCAGUGGGAUGUUUUGUGCGGUGAAAAUAAUGUUAUUGAGAAAGAUAAAGUACAAACAGGAACUUCUCUAGAAAAUAAUAUUACAAUCAUUCAGCCUUAUAUGUCAAUAGAGAACAACAUGUUAGUUCUUCAAGAGUCAAACAUCGAUGACAUGGGAGCCUUUUUAAUCUAUGGAACCAUUGAUUUAUCAACAUACAAUUCAAUUGUCAAUGGAAGUGAUGCAAAAGAAAUUGCUAUUUUGCCCUCAGGUAUCAUGAUAAGUCAUGAUGGUCGCCUCGGCUCAGAUAGGAACAAUAAUGGAAAUGUGCAAAAUGGUUCAAUCUUGACAGUGGCUUUGCAAAAAUUAAUUUGUGCCGAUAAUAAUUUAAUCUCUCAACACCAACAAAUGGAGGCAGAAGAGAAACAAAGAGAAUUCAGACCCAUAUAUUCAAUCUCUUUGAAUGCAAAUGUUCUUGACAACAAAGGCAGCAGUAACAGUUCAGGAGGAAACUACUAUUCAGGCAACAGUAGUAGUAAAAAUGCUAUAGUGUAUGACUAUUGUAAGAGGACAGUACACACUAGGGAUAAGUUUUACAAGUUACGUAGGUAUACUCAAGGCAACAACAAUCACAAUUACAAGUCAAGGAACUACAAUGAUGGUCAGAACUUUAGGCAACAAAGCUCAAACAUCAAAGGAAAAAGAGUGGUGGCAAAUGUGCAUGGUGCUGCAAAUGGCAUGAUGUCUUCUCGUGGAGAGGAACAACCACAAGGUUACAAUCAUCCAAGUGCUGGCUUUACUCUCACGCCUCAAUUUCCAUUAAGACGGACUGAUACCCGAUGCCCUAAAGGCCCGAGAGAACCAACAUAG
This is a messenger RNA of Solanum tuberosum (potato), 2085 nucleotides long. RefSeq names its product homeobox-leucine zipper protein HDG11-like. Gene Ontology annotation, molecular function: lipid binding. The transcript is spliced from 9 exons. The record is from RefSeq and is a predicted model, not a curated record. Lineage: Eukaryota; Viridiplantae; Streptophyta; Magnoliopsida; Solanales; Solanaceae. The coding region runs from base 1 to 2085 and encodes 694 amino acids.